AUGAUGCAAAGUAGGCUUGCGCGCGCCUCCGGCUUGCGCACACUGGGAUCCAUCUCAAGGUGUCAAUGGGUUCAGCCAUUGAAGACGCGACAAGCGUCCUCCUUCUCGGCAAUACACGAUGGUUUACGUCGAUCUGAGAAAGCCAGACCACAGGGCUUCAACAAGUCGAGCCUCACCUCUGGUUCUCUUACUAAGCGGAGCUUAGGAGCCCGAGGCCGUCACAAGGACGACGAUGACAAGCCGAGUCCGACUUUCAAGAUCCGGAAGGGCAAGAAGGAUAUAUCCCAGCCCCCCAAACAAAAGCCGAUGACACGGGCGGCUCGAUUCAACGAUCCGAACAGCGAUUUUGGGAAGAAGAGCUUGGUUUAUCAGCUCAACAGCGGCAAACUACGGCAUGACAUGGCCGCAUUGUCUGAAAUAAAAAAUGGCUCGCGUGUUUCAAGUGGUGACAUCUGGGACAACUUGGAGAGGGCUUCUGCUGAACAAAGCAUGGGCAAGGGCAGGAUAUCAAGAACACGCAAGUCUGACUUCGGGUCAGAGCCCCAAAGAAGGAGUUGGCCAUUCGCCGAUACGUCCACCCGGGCGUCUUCGAGGCGCUCAGAUAACAGCAGCGGCUUUUCCAGGGAAACUUUGCGGCCCCGCAGAUAUGAUGACUUACUUCGGGAUCCUAGAAGACGGCGCGUAGCUGAGAGCAGGCCGGCCGACUCCUGGGGCGGGAACCAGAAUCGCUAUGAUAGAGAGCGUCCUCGGAGUGAUAGUCGCGAUCACACUAAGCCAGAACGUUGGUCGGAAGAGUCUUCGGAAUUCAGAACUGAUAACUACCCAAGACCAUCUUCAUAUACUUCUAACAAGGGGUAUGACGAUCGACUAGACUCAACCGUAACUUCGAUGCCAUACACAACUGCAGCGUCUCAAUUCCUAUACGGCAGGUCUGUAGUGGAGGAGACUCUAAGGUCGUCCAGGAGGAAACUUUAUCACUUGUAUAUUUAUGAUGGUCUGAACCGCAGUCGGAAUCCCAACGAUGUGGUUAUAGAGAAAUUGGCUGAAAAAAGAGGCGUCAAGGUCACCAAACUAGGUGAGGGACACCAAAGACUGAUGAGCAAGAUGAGCGAGGGUCGACCACACAACAAUUUCGUCCUGGAGGCAUCGCCAGUUCCGCAACCCCCAAUCGAGGCUCUAGGGCCCUUGUCCGGAGAGGCAUCAAGACCUGGCUUCGAGGUUUCACUGGGUCACCAGACUGCGGAAGACCUAGAGAUCAAUGGAUCCAGCAAUUUUGUCGAGACAGAAGGAGGGAGGCAUCAACCCCUGGUGCUGCUUCUGGAUCGCAUUUUGGACCCCGGUAACCUAGGCAACAUUCUGCGGACGGCCAGCUUUCUCGGCGUGAGCGCUGUGGUCAUAUCACAGAGAAACUCGGCAACGCUGACCCCUGUGGCGCUCAAGGCGGCCGCAGGGGCCUCCGAGACCCUGCCACUGUUUGCGUGUGAGAACCCCGCAGGCUUCCUGCACAACUCCAAGGAGGCCGGCUGGAAGGUCUAUGCCGCAGUGGCACCAUCCCGUUCGAGGAAGGAGAGCGAGCAGGACGUUUACGACAUUGAAGAUCUUGACCCGUUGGCCACGAACCCGUGUUUGCUCGUGGUCGGCAGCGAGGGCGACGGUCUUCCAACCAUGAUCAAAACCAAGUCUGACCAUACGGUUACGAUACCAAAUUCUUCUGGGGCCCAUACCAUUGACAGCUUGAAUGUCAGUGUAGCCACCGGUCUCCUCUGCGGGGCGUUCCUGAGGGGAGUCAUGAAGGAGAAGAACCCACGACAGACCAGCGGUAACCAGAAGAGCGACGAAAUGGGAUUCUGGUGA
Messenger RNA from Pyricularia grisea, 1854 nucleotides. RefSeq lists its product as uncharacterized. Gene Ontology annotation, biological process: rRNA methylation. The transcript has a single exon. Gene Ontology annotation, cellular component: mitochondrion. Lineage: Eukaryota; Fungi; Ascomycota; Sordariomycetes; Magnaporthales; Pyriculariaceae. Gene Ontology annotation, molecular function: RNA binding; RNA methyltransferase activity. The record is from RefSeq and is a predicted model, not a curated record. The coding region runs from base 1 to 1854 and encodes 617 amino acids.